AGGAAUACAGCAGGCCAGGCAGCAUCAGAGGAACGGGAAAGUUGGCGUGCCUUCAGUAGACGUUAUCUGAAGGGAACACCCACCUCUUGGCUGAUUCCAAGAACUCUACUCUUGCACUACGAGCUGAACACUUGCUCUCACUCGCGCUGGGACUGAGGGAGCAGGGAGGGCAGCUUUGCAGGUUGGGAUGGCGAGUGCGAACGACUUCGAGAAGAUGAGGUCUCAAGUGUCCUGCUUCUGCUGCGGGGACUUCUACCGGGACCCCGUGACGUUGCAGUGCGGCCACAACUUCUGCCGGGCGUGCGUGGCGAAGCGGUGGGAGGCGGCGGGCGGAGCGGCCAGCUGCCCCCGGUGCAGGGAGACUCUCCCCGAGGGCGCCCAGCUCCGCACCAACCGCUUGCUCCACAGCCUGGUCGAAAGCAUCCAGGAGCUGAGCGUCACCCUGAGCCAGAGAGGCGGCCGCUGCCGCAGCCACGACGAGACGGUCGACAUGUUCUGCCAGGACGACCACAGAGCGAUGUGCGUGGUCUGCAGCGCGUCCCGCGAUCACAACGGUCACACCGUCGUACCGCUGAAGGAGGCGGCCGGGAAAUGUGAGGAGAAACUGAGAGCACUGAAGGUAUCCCUUGAAUCGAAACUAAAAGAGUAUUCCAAAAGUCAGGAUGAAGACAAAGCAGAUCAGGUGAAGCUAAAGAGACAAAUCAGUGAUCUGCGGGAAGACAUCCAGGCAGUGUUUACCAAAUUGCAUGGCUUUCUGAUAGAUGAAGAACGGAGAUUCAUGAUGAAGCUGAAAGAGAAGGAGAAGCUUAUUGUACAAUUAGAGGACAAUAUGAAGAAAAAUUCUGAGGAAAGUGCAGAAAUUAGAAAAUUCAUAACAGACAUCCAAGAAGCGCUGCAUCUGCAAGAGGAGGAAUUACUUCAGACUGCUAAAUACAUCAUCCCCAGGUCUCACAAUAACUUCAAGAAGCCCACCAAAGUUUCUGUUGACCUGAACCUGGACGAGCUCAUUGGACCAGUGCAGUAUAUCACAUGGAGACGGUUGCUGCGGACCAUCAAUCCAGCCCCCGAGUUUGUGACCCUGGACCCAAUGACGGCACACCCACACCUCAAGGUUUCCGACGACCUGAGCCAUGUGAGGCGUAGCGAGACAGCGCAGGCAGUUCCUUACAACCUGAAGAGAUUUAGCAACCGGCAUUGUGUGCUGGGAUCCAAGGGGUUCACCAGUGGACGCCACUACUGGGAGGUGGACGUGGGGAGCUGCACCUUCUGGGUUUUGGGCGUGGCGAGCGAAUCCAUCUCGAGGUGCGGAAACCUGCCCCUGGCACCCGAGGCAGGAGUGUGGGCCAUCGAGCUGAGGUGGCAGGACGGGUACAAAGCCCUCAGCUCGCCCCCUGCCUGCCUCGCCCGCAACGCCAGACCCAAGAGGCUGGGAAUCUACCUGGACUACGAGGGGGGCUGGGUGGUAUUUUACGAUGCGGCAGAUAUGUCCCAUCUCUACACCUUCAGUGACACCUUCAGGGAGAAGCUCUACCCUUACUUCAGCACCAGCUGCAAAGCUGACUCGCUGAGAGUCAUCUCCUUACAGAUGUGAGAGGCGUUGAAAUAGGGGCAGCCUUCCACUUCUUUGUCACAUAGAUGGAGGCAGGAUUCAAGCAGGUUCCGACUAUCACCUCCAUUUAGCUGCUCCUUAUGACAAUUGAGAUUGCGAUGGAAAUCCCUGGAAGUGAGAGGCAGACAGGGGAAUGUUCCAUUUGACAUUGACUAACCUCCACGCCAAGCGGCCAAAACGUUUCCGUCGCACAAUCUGAAAUUUCUUGGAAUUUGAAAAUCUUGGAAUUUCUGACGGACUCCCUCGAACUAACCUUCCACGGAAGGUCGGGAAGGUGACUGGAGAUAAACCUUGCCACGAUCCUGCACGAUGGCUCUUUCCAUUCCCGCCAUGAGGGUUUUUGGAUUUGGUUUUCAUCCUGGGAUAGAAUGCAAGUUUCUAAUCAGUUUUAUCACCUUCCAUCCCAACCCCUACCAAGUCUGUCACUCCUCUGCAUUGAGAAACUCAAAUCCAAUGUGGCAAGGUGAAGGGGCGAUGGCCAGAUGACUACAUUCAUCCUGUCUGGCGCCCCCCCCACCCACCCCAAGAACAAUUUCACCCACUCGAGGGUACCUUCAGAGACCUUCCCAGAUGCCAAUGGCACCCAGGGCAGUGCCAGAAAGCAGGCAAUAGUGACUCUGCAAUUCACUUGGUAACCUGCCUGCUGAAGGCCUGGCUGGCUUAUGUGAUGAAGGAGAAAAUUACCCCAGGUUAAUCCAAGUGUUUCUCCACGCCUCACUGAGAAAUUGCGAUUGGUUACCAAUUCACCAAUUGUUGAUCCCAUCACGGAAACAUCCCUUUUGUUUCAAUCUCCAUUGAUCAUUGACAUAUUUGUGACUAGAAAAUUUGGAAGCUUGUAGGGAAAGAUCAGGGGAGCAGGACAAUUUUGAUAGCACUUACAAAGAGCUGGCAUAGAUGUGAUGGGCUGAAGGGCCAUUUUCUGUUCUAUGGUGUGAUCGAACACACUGUUGCUGACAUACAAGGGGAAUAAUUGCAGAGAAGCAGGAGAGUAGCGGGUCUGUUUGAUGGCUCUUUUAAAAGACUCAUUCAGACAAGAUGGAGCAAUUGGCUUCUUUUAGUGCUGUAUGAAUCUAAAAUAAUCAUGCAUGAUAUUUAAGGGAUAAUGUUUAUUUGAUUGUAAUUUCAAAUGCAGUGAUU
This is a messenger RNA of Stegostoma tigrinum, 2746 nucleotides long. Its product is annotated as zinc-binding protein A33-like. The coding region runs from base 188 to 1591 and encodes 467 amino acids. Gene Ontology annotation, molecular function: zinc ion binding; protein binding. The record is from RefSeq and is a predicted model, not a curated record. The transcript has 6 exons. NCBI's taxonomy places the organism in Eukaryota, Metazoa, Chordata, Chondrichthyes, Orectolobiformes, Stegostomatidae.